Molecule: messenger RNA, 2626 nt
Organism: Salarias fasciatus (jewelled blenny)
Lineage: Eukaryota; Metazoa; Chordata; Actinopteri; Blenniiformes; Blenniidae
Product: zinc finger CCHC domain-containing protein 24-like
Exons: 4
Coding region: 207-887 (226 amino acids)
Molecular function (GO): zinc ion binding; nucleic acid binding
Source: RefSeq, a predicted model, not a curated record
CGUGCGCCCCCAGCUCCCGCAGAGCCGUCCCCACACUGGGACAGAGACAGCGGGGACCUCCGGGGAGCCCCCCCACCUAAGUGAACGCAAGGAUCCCACCCGGCCAUCAGCAGGGGGAUGACUGAGAGACGUCGGACGAUCCAGAGAGAGAGGCAGUUCUGACGGCGCUGUUCCAAAAAGGCGCAGCCCUCCAAAAAUAAAGCAAGAUGAUGUCCGCUAUAGAGACUGGUGUGUACCAACCUGCGCAGCUGCUCAGCUGGGUCUACAUGUCUUUGCAAGACUCCGGCUCCUUUGAUGGCUUCAAGGUGGACUCGGACGCUUCUCCUCAGGACAUGAACAACUCCAAGCGCAGCGCAGCUGAUCUGAGCUCCAACUAUCUCAACAACUUCUUCCAGCUGAGCAGCGAGACCUUGAACAACAAUUUCUACAACCGCUCUUCGCCUUAUGGAUCGCUCAACAACAUCGUGGAGGGUCUGAGCUCGCUGGCGGACCACUUCUCGGACCUCUCCCUGUCGCCCGAAACACGCAAGCCCAGCAAAAGGCCGCCGCCCAACUACCUGUGCCACCUCUGCUUCAACAAGGGACACUACAUCAAGGACUGUCCUCAGGCUCGACCCAAAGGCGAGGGCCUGACCCCGUACCAGGGGAAGAAGAGGUGCUUCGGGGAAUAUAAAUGUCCCAAGUGCAAGAGGAAGUGGAUGAGCGGGAACUCCUGGGCCAACAUGGGACAGGAGUGCAUCAAGUGCCACAUCAAUGUUUACCCUCACAAGCAGAAACCUCUGGACAAGCCGGAAGGGUUGGACGUGUCCGACCAGAGCAAGGAGCAUCCGCAACACCUGUGCGAGAAAUGCAAAGUUCUGGGCUACUACUGCCGCCGCGUGCAAUAACACAGCCUGCGUGCUUUCUAUACUCCAAACGUUUAUUCAAAAAGGGAUAGUUACACUUGAGUUACUAAAGAAUAUAAGAUAAUGAGUAAUUGUUAUACUGUUAAGGGUCUAAUUGUUUAUUCUGUUGCAAUAUCCUCUUGGUCACUGUGACUUUAAAUAAGAUUUGUUUAAUACAAAGUCUCUCAGUGCAUAUUCUGCAUUUUUGCAGCGGGACCUGUAAGUUACUCAGUUAUCACGAUGCGGACGUGAACAUUUAUUUGAAGUCUUAACUCUGAACCAAAAAAAAUCUCACCAACUGUGAAUUAGGAAAAUCCUCCUCCUCUCUGUUCUCACUCGACUUUCCAGAAUAGGACUGAUUCUCUUUUACACGUUUGUAUAGUUAAAAAAGUAACUUAAAAGUAAAAUUUUUUGCUUCUUUCUGUAUAAAAUAUGCAAGUCUUUACUAGGAAGCAGUAUUAAUGUGUAUCUGUAUUAUCAGUACUGGUGGGUACUUUUUUUUUUUUACAUAUAUUUUAAAGCAUAUUGUGUUCAAUAAAGCAUGGAGACAUUAGCGCGGCUGUGAGUGCACCAACACGACUUAAAUGUGAAGUGAUUCAGGUUUAGUUCCUCCUAUGAAGAGUCAGGGACACAUAAUGUAGGAAAACUCUUGAAAUUGAAUAGUUCAGGGUAAAACACAGACAGAAAAUUGUCUUUAAAUGGGUAAGUAGCUGGAUUACAGGAACAGUUAAUAAAAGACCAAAGAAGUAUGUGAAUUCUGAAUGAAGGUGGGUGGAUCAAUGGAAGACAGAGUUUCUGUGACAUUUCAAAACCUAAUGAAAAACAUCCACCACAACAAACCUCGCAGGCUGUUUUGUACUAAACAAACGGGACUGAACGUUGCAAAAGAGCAUGAGAAGGAACACGUUGUGAGCACAUCUUUCUUUCAUUUGUCCAAACCUGCAGAUCAGAAGUAAAGGGAGACGGGUUUGGGAGGCGACCUGCGCUGUGGAAGCUUUCUGAAACACAAAAACACUGGCGAGCAGGACACAUGGUCCCCAGAAGCUUGGCAGGCCAGGAAUAAUUCAGCAUAGUAAUGAUCCACAGCACACACGGACAGGUUAGCGGAGUGCUUUCAGCUUUUCAGCGUUGGUGUAUUCGUAAAUAGAAAGCUGCGAUCAGCUCCAGGACUCCAGGUCACUAGUCUUGAUAAACACCUGAAGAAAAUGUGAGGUUACACACUUUUUCAUUUUAAGCGUUUACUGAUAGUAUUGUCCAAUAAAUAGGUUUUAUGUACUAUUGUUUUCCAAUUUGUUUUAAAAAGUCAGGCAGUUUAUGAAAGUUCUAAAUAAAGUUGUAAACGGUGGAAUAUAGGCUUGUGUGACAUAGUAAAAUGCACAGGUUUUAUUUUUGGCACGAGCUGCUGAAAAUUACUCACCAAAGUGCUUCUUCAUGGGUUUCAUUUGUAACAUGAGACAAAAAAAAAUUCUCAAACAUAUGUCUGAAUGUACCAAAGUUUGUGAAGGAUGAGGUGGAAGACGCAUGCAUGAGCUGCUUUUAAGGGUUUUGUUUCACUUGAGUAGCGAGUGGAAAAAUAUAAAGGAAUACAGACUCUGAAGUGAUGUGUGAAAUAUCCUCUACUGUGCCUUAAUACGAGUAAUGAGUGACAUGGACUCCUUUGUAUUGAAGUGUUUUUACAUUAAAAGCUGUUUAAACAGACUUGAGUGCUUCAUUUGGUCUGAAUAGAGGCAGCAAGCAAUGAA